AUGACCACUUACAGAAGAUUCGCAGUUGCGGGGGCUGGGAAUGUUGGAAAAGCCAUUGUUAAUGAGCUUAUGAAUCAGAAGCUUGCUGGCCAAGUCGACGACAUAGUCAUUUUGACCCGUGAGACGAAGGGGUCCGACAAGAACAGUACGGCGACAACGGCUACAGAAGCAGCUCCAAGAGUUGUGGUCGUUGAUUAUGCCUCAGUUCCUUCCCUCCAGUCUGCGUUAGCCAAUGUAGACGUCGUCGUCUCCACGCUUGGAUACGCCGCAAUAUUUACCGAACAGAUUAAUCUGGCUUCUGCCUGCGAGCCUGCUGGUGUCACGUUAUUUGUCCCGUCACAAUAUGGUCUCCCUGGACGCACUGGGAUCCCCACUGAUUCGGAGUUCAGAGCAGUCCUCGGGAGCGUCGGUACCACCGUAUUCUAUACCGGCGUGAUCUCGGACAUGCUCUUCAACGAGUCGCCUUAUGCAGGCUUGAUGUUGCGCACGGGGAGCGUCAUUAUUCCCGGAGAUGGGAGAGCACUCAUCUCGUUCACAUCUCGUGGCGAUGUCGCACGAUUUGUAGCGCACGUCCUGACUACUCUUCCUCCGUCGAAGUUGAUCAACAGGGAGUUCCGCGUGGAAGGUGAACGUACUUCGCUGCAAAGUAUCGUCAACGGAUAUCAAGAACGCAUGGGAAACUCGCUCGCAGUCAACUAUCUUCCCGUAUAUGCUCUUAGAGAGGCGGUCGAAAAGAACGUAGGGGACGUUUUAAGCCACAUUCGCCUGGCUUGGGCCUUAGGUAAAGGUGUAGUAGGCGAAAGGGACGAGUUGGAUAACUACGAAUAUUCGGAUUGGAAUCCUGCAACUGCUCUGGAUGUUAUCGUAUGA
This is a messenger RNA of Stereum hirsutum FP-91666 SS1, 870 nucleotides long. Its product is annotated as NAD-P-binding protein. The record is from RefSeq and is a predicted model, not a curated record. The coding region runs from base 1 to 870 and encodes 289 amino acids. Lineage: Eukaryota; Fungi; Basidiomycota; Agaricomycetes; Russulales; Stereaceae. The transcript has 4 exons.